Trichoplusia ni (cabbage looper) is the source of this 2496-nucleotide messenger RNA. It is a transcript of the gene Jheh-lp1, whose product is annotated as juvenile hormone epoxide hydrolase-like. The coding region runs from base 182 to 1546 and encodes 454 amino acids. Lineage: Eukaryota; Metazoa; Arthropoda; Insecta; Lepidoptera; Noctuidae. Gene Ontology annotation, biological process: epoxide metabolic process. The transcript has 7 exons. Gene Ontology annotation, molecular function: epoxide hydrolase activity. The record is from RefSeq and is a predicted model, not a curated record.
GACGAACACAUCAUUAUGAUUUCGGCGGUCACCGGCACCGCACGUUACCCACAGUGCGAACAAAAGAUAACCGUUCGCUAAGUUUCGUGUUCGACAGUGUAAUUCAAUAGGCUAAAUAUAUCGUGAUAAACGAAAGUGAAUUAAUUGUUGUAUUAUAGUGUAGGUGAAACAGUAAAUAAACAUGAAGUUUUUACUUUUAACAUCGGUGUUGAUCGCGAUAUCUUUACGCAUCUUCUACAACUACCUCACUAGUGUGCCAGAACGACCGAAGAUAGAUCCGCAAAGAUGGUGGGGAAGUGGCUCGAAACCAGCGAAGGAAGACGAGUCAAUAAGGCCCUUCAAAAUUGAUUUCAAUGACACGAUGAUCCAAGAUUUGAAGCAAAGAUUAAUCAACAGACGGAGGUUCACAAAACCUUUAGAGGGAAUACAAUCCGAAUACGGAAUGAACACGGAUUACUUAAAUAAGGUUCUGACGUAUUGGGUCGAGAAAUACGACUUCAAAAAGAGAGCUGAGCUGUUGAAUAAAUUCCCUCAUUACAAAACGAGGAUACAGGGAUUAGAUUUACAUUACAUAAGAGUAACGCCGAAAGUUAACAAGAACAUAAAAGUGCUGCCUCUCCUCAUGUUGCACGGAUGGCCCAGUUCUUCGAAAGAAUUCGUUAAAGUAAUUCCAACAUUAACGACUCCGCAAGACGGUUAUGAUUUCGUUUUCGAAGUAAUUGCUGCAGACCUGCCUGGAUUCGGCUUUUCAGAGGGCACAAACAAACCAGGUCUAAACCCAGUUCAAAUUGGUGUUAUGAUGAGAAACUUGAUGCUGCGUUUGGGUUUCAAACAAUUCUACGUCCAAGCUGGAGAUUGGGGCUCCCAGUGUUCCACUCACAUGGUAACUCUGUUCCCCGAAAACGUCUUAGGGUACCAUAUUAAUAUGGCGGGAUCGAUCAGAAGAAUAAGUAUCGUAAAGCUACUCUUAGGAUCCCUGUUCCCAACUUGGAUUGAUUCAGAUCACCCAGAAAGAGUAUAUCCACUGACAAAAUAUUUCACCUAUGUCUUGAGAGAAAGUGGAUACUUCCACCUGCAAUUCACAAAACCUGAUACAAUCGGCGUUGCACUUACAGACUCUCCAGCCGGUUUAGCAGGAUAUCUUAUGGAAAAAAUGGCCAUAGUGAGUAAUAGAGAUCAAAUGGACACCCCACACGGUGGUUUGGAAAGCUUGGAUCUGGACGAUGUGUUGGAUACUAUAACUAUUAUUUGGGUGAACGAGUGUAUUGUCACGUCUACCCGGCUGUACUCAGAAGGCUUCCGUUGGGCGGAGGAUUACGCACUCCAAGAUACUCCGACAGAGGUGCCAACUGCCGCCGUCAAGUUUCUACAUGAAGUAGUCUACCACCCAGAUUGGAUACUGAGGGAUAAGUUUGUCAAUUUAGUUCGAUCCAAAUCUUACGAUAUUGGUGGACAUUUUGCUGCCUUACACACGCCUAAAGAAUUCGCUGAAGAUCUCUUUGCUGCAGGCGCCGCGUUCCUUAAUUUCCACAGUCAAAAGAAAUAAGACUUAUAUUUUUUAGAUUCUUUAAUUUUUUAUAACUGAUGUGUAAAAUAUACCGGAUUAAUUAUGUGAUAAACUUGCCUGCCCACUUUUGUACCAUAUUUUUAAACUGGAAAUAGUUACCUAUUAUUGAUAUCAAAAUAAAAUAAAUAUUACCUCAGUAAUACAUACCGUAAUUCAAUAAUUUUAAAUUUUGCCUUUUUAGCAUUUGUUUGCACAGUGUGUUCGUUAUACGCUAAUUAUAAACAAGUAAAGAAAAGUGUGUAUGGAAACUACUAUACUAUGUAUAAUUACGUGUGAAUUCAUUACAUUUCUUUUUAUAAUAGGGUUGACGAUAUUUUUUCAAUGUCCAUCAGAUAAUUUAAUGAAUAAUAUUGGAUUCUUAUUUCUUCUUUUCAAUUAAAUCAACUAUCGAUGAAUGGAACUUGUGCGUGACGUCACGUAUGUGCAAAUUUCUAGUCCUUGGCAAUUUUUAUUUGCUCAUACAACGGCAAAAUACGUAUCCAAUUUUUUUCAUUAUCUAUCUAAUGGGCUAAAACCAGUUUUACUUGAUACCUAGCCGUCAUCCCUUUUACUUGCAACUGUGAUCUUUGUAUUGUUGUACAUUAAAAUUUAGUUUGUGAUAAAGUACAUAAUUGAAGUUAAGUAACAAACAAGUGUAAAGGAUAAAUUGUUUGAGUUGCGUAUUAUUGACAAAUCGCAAACCAAGUAUGAAUUUAAGUUUUAAAAUUUCCGUAUGAAUGUAUUUAUUAAAAUGUAUAUGAAAACAUUGAUCAAAUCCAGAUUUUGUAAUACGAGUAUAGCUAGCCGUUUACAUUUAUAUUUCAAAUGUAAACUUGUUCUUUUUAUACUAAUAAAUUGACAUGGCUAUGUUUACGUCAGUCAAUAGUUGUAAAAUACACGGUGCACGAAAAAGAUACUUAAUUAAUAAAUAAUAAACAUUUAAUAGAAAA